This is a messenger RNA of Wallemia mellicola CBS 633.66, 863 nucleotides long. RefSeq names its product putative TRAPP complex component Bet3. The record is from RefSeq and is a predicted model, not a curated record. NCBI's taxonomy places the organism in Eukaryota, Fungi, Basidiomycota, Wallemiomycetes, Wallemiales, Wallemiaceae. Bases 22 to 585 code for a protein of 187 amino acids. Gene Ontology annotation, biological process: endoplasmic reticulum to Golgi vesicle-mediated transport; intra-Golgi vesicle-mediated transport. Gene Ontology annotation, cellular component: TRAPP complex; cis-Golgi network membrane; cytosol. The transcript has 3 exons.
GUAGAGCAACAACGAGGAAGAAUGAACGCUAAUAAGUUGAAGCAAUACGGUGAAGAUCAAUGGAGGGCGAAACCAGAUAAACUGAACGCUGAACUAUUUGUUAUGACUUAUGGUGCGUUGGUGAUGCAACUUGUACAGGAUUAUGAGGAUUAUAGCGCGGUUAAUAAAGAACUAGAUAAAAUGGGAUACAACAUUGGUACACGCCUUAUCGAAGAGUUCUUAUCAAAGAAUCCUGAAGUAAAAUGCAAGAACUUCAACGAUACAGGCGAGGCAAUAGCCAAAGUCGGAUUCAAAACCUUCUUGAAUAUAACACCAGAGGUCGUCCACAACGGUAGUAACGAAUUUACGCUCGUGAUAGAAGACAACCCCCUCAAUCAGUUCGUUGUCUUACCAGAUACAGCGAUAAGGGAGGGUCUCCUAUACUCUAAUGUUCUCGCUGGAUGCAUAAGGGGGUGCUUAGAGAUGAUAAAUAUAUCAACGACAGUCGACUUUCUCUCAGACGAGCUUCUCGGUCAGGAAUCCACGGCGAUAAAAGUGAAACUCAUAAAAUAUUUAGAAGAACAAGUACCAAGUGAUGAUAUGUAAAGGUAUAUAUAUAAUAAUUAAGCGACGACGCAACAUCCGCCGCCUUGUGGUGCGUAUGGAUCUUCUCUCUUAUCGACAGGUCCCCAGAUGGAUGGAAUUAAGUGAUCUUUCGUUGAUUUGCAGUAUCUGAUCAAGCCCUGACUCGCUUCGCUCACGUUUAUCCUAGGCCUAGCGUAGUCGUCUUUCAAGCGUUGGUUGUGCUCGUUCAACCUUCUCAGCUUGAGUUCGCUCAUACUCUGCUUGUGUGGUCUGCCACUCAUAGUUCACUCCUGACUGUA